AUGGUUAGUGAAUUAAAACGUCCUGGAGAAGAUAUUGAUUCCGAUAAUGAAAGUGUUAAUAGCAAUUCUAUCCAACAAGAAAAGAAAUUAAAACUACAGUCACACAAUUUCAGUCAUGGUAGUCAGCCUGUAUCUACUAUUGAAAUUAUUCCCUCAGAUUCUUAUAGAAAAUAUAAAGAACAAGGUUUUAAAUCCAAGGAUCAGGACCUUCAUGGUACUCAGAUGGCCUCUCUUUUCGAAAGAGAGCUAUCUGAAUUAGAACAUGAGGCUGCUGCAUCCAAAGAACAUGAAACAAAUUAUGCACGUAAGGAAUUACCAAAAGACUUCGAUCCAAAUACAUUUGAUAUAUCUUUUCAACAAAUAGAUGCAGAACAGAGUAAUUUAUCUGGUUUCAAGGAUGGAAACACUUCUAGCGUAGUAAGAUUUUUUGGUGUCACCACAGAAGGUUAUUCUGUAUUGUGUAACGUCACUGGGUUUAAACACUAUCUAUAUGUCCCACAACCCAAUAGCGAUUCUGCAUCUGAUCCUGAAGAAAGAUCCAAAUUUAUAGAUUAUUUAAAUGAAACAUUUGAUCAUUGCAUAGACACUAUUGAAGUAGUAGAAAAACAAUCUAUAUGGGGGUACAUAGGUGACACAAAGAUUCCAUUCUGGAAAAUAUAUACUACUUUCCCAUCUGUAGUAAAUAAAUUAAGAACAGCUUUUGAAAAAGGACAUAUCACAUUCAAUUCAUGGUUCAGUAAUGGUACAACAACAUAUGAUAAUAUCGCCUAUCCGUUGAGAUUAAUGGUGGAUUGUGGUAUCGUAGGGAUGUCAUGGAUAACAUUGCCUAAAUCAAAAUAUCAUAUGAUUCCAGAAAAUGAACGUGUCUCCACUGCACAACUUGAAAUAUCUAUCAAUUAUAAAGACCUAAUCGCUCACCCCGCCGAAGGUGAAUGGUCCCAUUCAGCGCCUUUACGUAUAUUGUCAUUCGAUAUUGAAUGUGCAGGUAGAGUUGGCGUUUUUCCUGAACCAGAACACGAUCCUGUCAUCCAGAUUGCCAAUGUUGUAUCCAUAGCAGGUGCAAAAAAACCAUUUAUUCGUAAUGUAUUUACUGUAGGAUCAUGUUCCCCAAUAACGGGAUCACAAAUCUUUGCUCAUGACACUGAAAAAGAAAUGCUGAAACAUUGGAAGGAUUUCAUUGUUCAAGUAGAUCCAGAUGUAAUAAUUGGUUAUAAUACUACAAAUUUUGAUUUACCUUAUUUAAUCAACCGUGCCCAUGCACUAAAAAUUGAAAGUUUCCCCUACUUUGGUAGAUUAACUAAUGUCAAACAAGAAGUCAAAUCAAGUGUUUUUUCAUCUAAAGCAUAUGGUACUAGAGAAUCUAAAAAUAUCAAUAUAGAUGGUAGACUACAAUUAGAUCUUCUUCAAUUUGUUCAACGUGAAUAUAAGUUAAGAUCAUAUACUUUGAAUGCUGUGUCAGCACACUUUUUAGGAGAACAAAAGGAAGAUGUUCAUCAUAGUAUAAUUACAGACCUAUUUAAAGGUGACAGUGAUACGAGAAGAAGAUUGGCGGUGUACUGUUUAAAAGAUGCAUAUUUACCCUUAAGAUUAUUAGAAAAAUUGAUGAGUUUAAUCAAUUACACCGAAAUGGCUCGUGUUACAGGUGUUCCAUUUUCCUAUUUACUGGCUCGUGGUCAACAAAUUAAAGUCAUUUCCCAAUUAUUUCGUAAAUGUAUUCAAAUUGAUACUCUGAUCCCUAAUUUAUCAUCACAAGCCACUGACGAACAAUAUGAAGGUGCUACAGUUAUUGAGCCUAUUCGUGGCUAUUACGAUGUUCCUAUUGCAACAUUAGAUUUCAAUUCCUUAUAUCCAAGUAUUAUGAUGGCCCACAAUUUAUGUUACACAACUCUGUGUAAUAAAGCUACUGUGGAAAGAUUAAAUUUGAAAAAAGAUGAAGAUUAUAUCAUAACGCCAAAUGGUGACUAUUUCGUAACAGAAAAGAAACGUAAAGGUAUUUUACCUAUUAUUUUAGAAGAAUUAUUGUCAGCAAGAAAAAGAGCUAAAAAGGAUUUAAAGAACGAAAAAGAUCCCUUCAAAAGAGAUGUUUUAAAUGGUAGACAACUAGCCCUAAAAAUUUCGGCAAACUCUGUCUAUGGUUUUACAGGUGCUACUGUGGGUAAAUUACCAUGUUUGGCUAUCUCUUCCUCUGUCACAGCCUUUGGCCGUGAAAUGAUCAUGCAGACUAAAAAUGCGGUACAGGAAAAAUAUUCUAUUAAAAAUGGGUACAAACACGAUUCUGUAGUUGUAUAUGGGGAUACAGAUUCUGUUAUGGUUAAAUUUGGUUCUACUGAUUUAAAAGAAGUCAUGCAACUAGGUACAGAAGCUGCUGCCUAUGUCUCCACAUUAUUCAAACAUCCAAUUAAUCUGGAGUUCGAAAAAGUCUAUUAUCCUUAUCUAUUGAUUAAUAAAAAAAGAUAUGCUGGUUUAUUUUGGACAAAGAUUGACAAGUAUGAUAAACUAGAUCAGAAGGGCCUUGCUUCAGUUCGUCGUGAUUCAUGUUCUUUAGUAUCUAUUGUCAUGAAUAAAGUUUUAAAAAAAAUUUUAAUUGAAAGAGAUGUAGAAGGUGCAUUGAACUAUGUAAAGUCUAUUAUUGAUGAUAUUUUACAAAAUAGAAUAGACAUCUCCAAAUUAAUAAUAUCAAAGACUCUGGCACCGAACUAUACUAAUCCUCAACCACACGCAGUAUUAACUGAAAGAAUAAAGAAGAGAGAUGGUGUAGGUCCAAAUGUUGGUGAUCGUGUAGAUUAUGUUAUUAUUGGCGGGAAUGACAAGCUAUAUAACAGAGCGGAAGAUCCAUUGUACGUCUUGGAACAUAAUUUACAAGUAGAUUCCAAAUACUAUUUGACUAAUCAAUUACAAAACCCUAUUAUCAGUAUUAUUGCUCCAAUCAUUGGCGAGAAGAAGGCGAAUGCCAUGUUUAUUGUUAAAUCUAUUAAAAUCAAUACCGGUACUACUAAAGGUGGAUUAAUGGGAUUUGUUAAAAAAGUUGAUGCUUGUAAAGGUUGUCGUGCUCCGUUAAAGAAAGGUGAAACUACAUUAUGUUCAAAUUGUUCGGCAAAAUCCAGUCAACAUUUUAUUAAGGCAUUAUACGAUGUCCGUGAACUAGAGGAAAAAUUCUCGAGAUUGUGGACAGAAUGUCAACGUUGUGCAGGUACUUUGCAUACAGAAGUUUUAUGUUCAAACAAAAAUUGUGAUAUCUUCUAUAUGCGUGUCAAAGUUAAGAAGGAAUUACAAGAAAAGAUAGAACAAUUGAGUAAAUGGUAG
This is a messenger RNA of Arxiozyma heterogenica, 3303 nucleotides long. It is a transcript of the gene POL3, whose product is annotated as DNA-directed DNA polymerase delta POL3. The transcript has a single exon. The coding region runs from base 1 to 3303 and encodes 1100 amino acids. Gene Ontology annotation, cellular component: delta DNA polymerase complex. NCBI's taxonomy places the organism in Eukaryota, Fungi, Ascomycota, Saccharomycetes, Saccharomycetales, Saccharomycetaceae. Gene Ontology annotation, molecular function: 3'-5'-DNA exonuclease activity; nucleotide binding; DNA-directed DNA polymerase activity. Gene Ontology annotation, biological process: base-excision repair, gap-filling; DNA-templated DNA replication; nucleotide-excision repair, DNA gap filling. The record is from RefSeq and is a predicted model, not a curated record.